Messenger RNA from Oppia nitens, 732 nucleotides. Its product is annotated as chitosanase-like. The coding region runs from base 1 to 732 and encodes 243 amino acids. Lineage: Eukaryota; Metazoa; Arthropoda; Arachnida; Sarcoptiformes; Oppiidae. Gene Ontology annotation, cellular component: extracellular region. The record is from RefSeq and is a predicted model, not a curated record. Gene Ontology annotation, biological process: carbohydrate metabolic process. Gene Ontology annotation, molecular function: chitosanase activity. The transcript has 2 exons.
AUGACUGCCCAACAAAAGAAAAGAUGCGAACAGUUUGUCAGUAUCUUUGAGAACGACUCGAUUGACAUACAGUACGACUACGUGGAGAACAUACACGACGGCCGCGGAUAUACGUGCGGUAAGUUUGGCUUCACUACUGCUACCGGUGACGCAUACGAAUUGGUUCAAACAUAUACCAGCCGUAAAUCGGAUAACCCAUUGGCUAAGUAUUUGCCAGAAUUGAAACGUUUGGCCCGACUUUUCAGUAACGACACGUCACACUUAGACGGCUUUCCCGAAGCUUGGCAUCAGGCGGUCAAAGAUUCACAGUUUAUCAGAGCACAGGACGAUGUCAGCGCACGGCUUACAUAUCUACCUGCUAUGAAAUGGGCUGCCAGUGCUAAAAUAACCAGUGCCCUGGGUAAAUGUACAUUAUACGAUUGCAUCAUUGAGCAUGGUGAUGGCGAUGAUGGCGAUUCAUUGGGCGCCAUAUUUAAUCGGACAAUAGCUUUGCGUAAGGGUGUGGUCAAGGAUGCCGAUGAUGAACAGUACUGGAUUAGGGCGUUCCUCGAUAUGAGACUCGACGACUUUGAUCAUCCGCACGACAAGAUUAAUAUCGAUCACCAAAAGGGUUGGCACGACGACUCUGUUCAGAGGGUGUACGCCAUGCAGACACUCCUUAAUCAAUAUAAUAUGGAUCUAAACGGACCAAUUCAUGUCAAGACUAAAGAUCACAAUCAUGUCAUACCAUAA